AUGAAGAAGAUUUUCAGCACGAAGCGGUCGAAGACGCCGGCCAUUGUUGGCGGCGGCUCGCCUGCUCUUCCCGACACAGGAGUUCCCGUCGGGACCGUUCCCUACUUCAGCGCCGCCGCACCUCCUUCUCUCGCCGGGACUGCCUCCCCUUCGUCUGGCCUCAUGAAGCCCCGCCCUAUCUACGGUUCUUCUUCCCCUCAACUCACACAGAGCGCAAUGUCAGGCUCGCAGGCCUACCCAACCCCGCCGACGACUGUCUCGCCUCCCGCUGCAGGUUCUGACCGCCUCCCUAAUCCUUCGCUCUUCACGCCUGCUGUCGUCUCGCCUGGCUUGGCGACCGCGAGUAUUGGACCGACGAUUGUGACUGCGAUGGCAGGACAAGCGGGAGCGGUCGGAGUCGCCCAGGAAGCCGUUGCGGAUGCGGACGUCGGUUCUUCCUUGGGCGAGUUAGAGGGAAAGCUGAGUGUCGGUAUCGACUUCGGUACGACCUUUUCCGGCGUCGCUUACGGCUCUUCGCGCCACAUGGGUGGCACCGUUCGCCAAAUCCUCAACUGGCCAGGAAGCUACGAGACGUUUCGCAAGGUGCCAACCUGCAUCGCUUACUACCAGGCUUCGCCGAACGACAAGGCGGUCGUGGUGGCUUGGGGCAUCGAAGCGAAGGCGAUGACCUUGCGUGAAGGCUUCUACAAGAUCGAAUGGUUCAAGCUCUUCCUCGACCCGCAAGUCCUCCGCGAAGGCCGCCUCGCCACUUCCGCUCGUUUGCCCGAGCUUCCUCACGGCAAACAACCCAUCGACGUCGUCACCGACUUCCUGAGCUGUCUGUGGAAAUAUGCGAAAGAGCGGAUCACGGAGGAGAUUGGAAGUGUCGCGGAUUUGGAGGCGGCGGAUGUCAUCCUCACCGUCCCUGCCGCCUGGGACGCCGCAGGAUGCCAGAUCAUGCGGCAGGCUGCUCUCAGCGCAGGUCUCGUUCAGAGCGCUCGAGGAGGCGAUACGAAGUGGCGAGAGAGGCUGCGCAUCAUCACCGAACCGGAAGCCGCUGCCAUCCACGCCUCGACCCUCUCGACGCUCUUCAAGCUCAAGCCGUCGCAGACAUUCAUCAUCUGCGACGCUGGUGGCGGUACCGUCGACUGCGCGACGUACAAGCUUAUCGGCCAGCUUGCCCAGCUCGAGAUUGCCGAGAUGAGCACGAGGAGCGGCGCGAAUUGCGGAAGUCUUUUCCUCGACUUGCGCUUCGAGCAGCUCGUCAAGAGCCUCCUCCGCACUCACCCCGUACACCUCGACGCUCCAUCGCUCCUCGCUUUCCGCCACUCCUUCAGCGAAUGUGACAAGCUCGUCUUCGCCGGAGAAGCGGACGACGACACGCUAUUCCGCUUCAACUGCUUCAACAUUGAGGACUCGCAUGACCCGACGGUGAGGCUGGAGUACGGCGAGCUGGUCGUGCCCGGAAACGUAUUGAGGAGGGACGUGUUUGAUCCGGUUGUCGACCAGGUCCUCUCCCUCCUCACGCACCAACUCUCCAAGCUCCCGACCCAGCGCUGCGACGCCCUCAUCCUCGUCGGCGGCUUCGCUUCCUCCCCCUACCUCUGCCAACGCAUCCAACGCGCGUUCGGUGACAAAGUCCCGAUCAUUGCGCGCCCGAGGGACACGGAUGUUGCGACGUUGCAGGGCGCGGCGAGGUAUGGCCUGAGUUUGAGCAAGGAUGGCGGGACGGUUAGUAGCGUGAUCAGUCCGAGGUCCUACAUCAUGAAGUGCAAGCUCCCAGCGAGCGACGAGGACCGCUACCAGCGUCCAGGCUUCAUCGUCCGCAAUGACGCCGGCGUCGAAGUGUGCGAGAACAGGCUGAGCUACCUCGUAGCGAAAGGCGCCGUCGUAAGGAAAGGUCAGCAGCUUCGGUCGCGAUACUGCAAGUUCAGUCGCGCGCCGACGGAUUGCAUGUUCACCGCCGUCCUCUACGUCUCAGACGAGGACAAGGUGUAUCGGUACACGGACGAAGGACCGCUCGAGGAGUUGUGCCGCUGGACGGUCGACCUGUCUCCCCUCCCUUCCUUCCAGUACAACGCCUCGACUACUACCUCUGGCGGCUUCUACACCGAGUUCACGCUUGGUCUCCUGAUCGACAGCGCGGAGAUCAUCGGCGUCCUGGUGACGGACGAGGGAGAGGAGGUUGGAAGGGCGACGUUCGAGUUCUUCGGGCAAGACUGA
Rhodotorula toruloides NP11 is the source of this 2202-nucleotide messenger RNA. Its product is annotated as protein of heat shock protein Hsp70 family. The transcript is spliced from 15 exons. The record is from RefSeq and is a predicted model, not a curated record. Gene Ontology annotation, molecular function: ATP-dependent protein folding chaperone; ATP binding. Bases 1 to 2202 code for a protein of 733 amino acids. Lineage: Eukaryota; Fungi; Basidiomycota; Microbotryomycetes; Sporidiobolales; Sporidiobolaceae.